This is a messenger RNA of Harpegnathos saltator (Jerdon's jumping ant), 3444 nucleotides long. It is a transcript of the gene alpha-Man-Ib, whose product is annotated as alpha-Mannosidase class I b. Gene Ontology annotation, molecular function: calcium ion binding; mannosyl-oligosaccharide 1,2-alpha-mannosidase activity. The transcript is spliced from 11 exons. Gene Ontology annotation, cellular component: endoplasmic reticulum; membrane. The record is from RefSeq and is a predicted model, not a curated record. Bases 202 to 2037 code for a protein of 611 amino acids. NCBI's taxonomy places the organism in Eukaryota, Metazoa, Arthropoda, Insecta, Hymenoptera, Formicidae. Gene Ontology annotation, biological process: carbohydrate metabolic process; mannose trimming involved in glycoprotein ERAD pathway.
AAGGGGCCAGCAGUCUUUAUAGUAUCUCGUCGGUGACAUAGGUCUCAUGUUAAAGCAAUAAUAAACGAAUUUAGAUUGAAAAUGUAAAAAUGUACUGAUAAUAUCUCGCAUAAAUAAUAUAAAUGUGGACCCCCGCAUGUCGAACUAAUUCAUCGCUGUGUCGUAUUUUAAGUGUUCUGGCGGCACCACGAGCUUCCGCACAUGCCAGAACAAGUUAACCUGAAUGAAAAUAUGUUCUCUCCCAGAGACUCGGGUAAAUCGGAUUAUAUUAGUUUAAAUAUUCACGAGACCGCGUCGUCUGUACGUGGCACCUCGCGCAGUCUAUGGAGGCAAUGGAACCAAUUGUCCAGGUUUCAGAGAAACAUCCUAUACUUUGCACUUGUCACAGUUUUACUUGUAAUAGUUUAUCUCCUGCCUAGCGAAACCAAAGCUGGUACUUCUGACAAUGAAGUAGAUUAUAGUAACGUAGAAGUUAUACAAGAAACUGCCAAAUAUGAGAAGGCAGUUGAUGAAGUUGUUGUAGAUAAUGAGGAACAGGCUGCUGGACCUGGUGAAGUAAUCGAGGAACCUGAAUUUCAGCCAGAAAUCAAUCAAGUUGACGAUGAUCAAAUUGGUGAACCACCGCAGCCAAAGCCAAACAUUCUCAAAUUUAAUGGGUUUUCAGGCCCACAAAAUAGUAGGCAGCAAGCUGUAGUAGCGGCAUUUCAACACUCAUGGGAUGGGUAUAAAAAGUAUGCCUGGGGUCAUGAUAACGUGAAACCAAUGUCAAAGAGGUACCAUGAAUGGUUUGGCUUAGGUCUCACAAUAGUUGACUCCUUGGAUACUAUGUAUAUAAUGGGGCUGAAUGACGAAUUUACAAGAGCAAGGAAAUGGGUAGAGAAUAGUUUAGUGUUCACGAUGAAUAGGGAUGUUAAUUUAUUCGAAGUUACAAUUAGGGUAUUAGGUGGUUUACUGGCGGCGUAUCACCUCUCCGGUGAUAUACUGUUUCUAAAUAAAGCUAUGGAUUUAGGUGAUCGCAUGAUGCCAGCGUUUUCCACCAGAUCUGGUGUUCCGUAUUCCGAUGUGAAUCUCGGCACCAGAAGCGCGCACAGCCCCAAGUGGGGUCCCGAUAGUAGUACGAGUGAGGUUACUUCAAUUCAGUUGGAAUUUCGCGAUCUCAGUCGUAGCACAGGGCAACCUAAAUUUGAGGCUGCAGCUGCGAAAGUAUCCGAACAUGUACAUAAGUUAGAGAAAUAUGACGGCUUAGUUCCAAUUUUCAUCAAUGCCAACACCGGACUGUUUCGGGAGUACGCGACCAUCACGUUGGGAGCUCGUGGCGACAGCUAUUACGAAUAUUUAUUAAAGCAAUGGCUGCAAACUGGGAAAACCAUAGACUACCUGCGGAAUGAUUACUUGCUAGGUAUUUCUGGGACGCAGAAACAUCUCGUAAAAUACACUGCAGUGAACAAGUAUCUAUUUGUCGCCGAAUUAGUCGGCGCUAACAAAGAGAUAAGGCCGAAAAUGGACCAUCUCACAUGCUAUUUAGGAGGUACCUUAGCGUUAGGCGCGCAUCACGGACUGCCAUCGGAGCAUAACACUCUCGCGGAAGAGAUAGUUAAGACUUGUUAUCAGACAUAUGCGACUCAGCCAACGUUCCUCGCACCUGAGAUCACUUAUUUUAAUAUACAAAAAGUGGAAGGUGAAAAUCAAAUGGACAUGUACGUAAAGACGAAUGACGCUCACAACCUGCUGAGACCUGAGUUCAUUGAAAGUCUAUUUUAUAUGUGGUACUUUACGGGAAACAGGACGUAUCAAGACUGGGGUUGGCGAAUAUUUCAAGCCUUCGAGAACUAUACCAAAGUUGAGGAUGGCUACACGAGCAUCGGUAACGUACGAAGUCUUCACAAUACUCGCCAGCAAGAUAUGACGGAGAGCUUCUGGUUCGCCGAAACCUUGAAGUACUUGUACUUGUUAUUCGACGAUUCUAGACAAUUGAUCGAUUUGGAUAGGUGGGUAUUCAAUUCGGAGGGUCAUCCGUUACCAAUAUACGAAUCGUAACGCAGUACAGGCAAAAUACGUGCACGUGAGUUUAUUGGAUUUAUUGCACUUUAUUCUCCAUGAGAUAAUUUCUUGAAUCGGCCGAUCGAUCGAUCGAUCGUAACGUUUCUACGACAAACGCCUGUUAAAUCUAUCGAGCUCUCACGACCUCGACACGACGCAUUUCCUCCCCGUUAUGUCGCAUAUUACUCUUUUGCAAUAACGAACAAAAAGAAAUCGACGAUGCUCGCGUUACGAUGAGAUUACACGAGAUCAUAUGACGAUUUGACACCGCGUGUUGAAUUAUAACAUACAUCUUCCUUGAAGCAUUCCUUGAUACUCAUUUCUACGAACACGAUACACGCACUGCAAGGGUUUUUCAGAUUACUACUAGGUAGUCGUUACGUAAUUAAGGAUUUCUCAAAUUAUUAUUACGUAAUUACCGCCCCAAGAGGGACUACACAAAAAUGUAUCCCUUUUUUAGUUUAUCGCUAAAGACGGUCGAAGAGAAGACGCGUAAGAUUUUAGCUACGCCUACCAAAUGCCUAAACCUAAAUGAAUCAAUGAUAGACGCUAAUAGCAUCCUAGAUACUCUAAAUUGUGACACAUUCUGUGACUUGUAGGCAUACCGUUGAUUUUUUACUUAUCGACGACGAUAUUAGCCGGAGAGUACAUCUCAGCACAUAUUGUACUUACCAAUUUUACGAAACCUCCCGAGAUUCUGUUGCGAACAAAGUAAUUCUUACGAGAUACGUAUUUGCGGUAGAUUUUAAAACAAUGGACAUUAUCAUUUAGCGUCAACUUCCACAUUAAAUCCGUAUGUCGUGUAUAUUACUACAAAAAUAAUCUAGUCUGCAUCUAUUAGUAAAUUACGCUGUGUACUUGCAAUCUUCGACUACUACGAGUAUAAAUAUUUAUAUAAAUUCAUCGAGAUCUGUAUAAAUAUUUAUAUGGCACGUCGGGAGGCGCGUUUUCGCGCGGUUCCCGCUUGCAUCGGAAGUCGCGCGGCGUUGAUUAAAUCGAUAAACGAAAGCGGCGGGGCGAAGUAUCGUUUGGCGGAAUCGUCGAGAGUCAAUAGACCGGCCGGAUGGGAUGGAGGAAGGUACCAUAUGCGAGACAUGCAUCGCGCGACAUGCAAUCACAUUUUGCACAAUUUUGUAGUUUUUAACGACUUUAUCAUCCGCAUACGCAGGGAAGUCAUGAGAGGGGAAAACGAAAGACCGGGCGCGUUAUCGACGUGGCGUGGAGGCGAUUGAGUGAAAUAAACGUACACGGGCAUUACAAAAUAAAAUCCGAUUUAAUCAUCAGCUGCGCUAUUAUCAAAAUACGCUAUUGCUAGUUACUGACGCAUUAAGAGAUUGUUCUCGGGUUACUCCUCGUUUGUAAUAAACGCAUCCUUAUACGAAUAACAAAAAUACUGUUUUGACA